AUGGAGACAGAAUUAAAGUUUGACGCAAUUGGAGUUUUGGACUUCGACCACUGGACCGACGCCAAAAAGUUUUCCUAUUCUCCACCGCUGUUGGGAGCGGAGGACAUUGAAUUGAAGGUUGAAGCUUGUGGUGUGUGUGGAUCAGAUAUCCAUGCUGCUAAUGGCGAUUGGGGUCGCGCGUACACGCCUCUAGCUGUGGGCCAUGAAAUUAUAGGUAAAGUCACCGCCCUCGGUGACAAUGUAGACAAAACAAAGUUUCAUUUGGGUGAUAGAGUUGGGGUAGGAGCUCAAAUUAACUCGUGUGGCGAUUGCGUGAGAUGCUCAAGAGGUCGCCAACAAAAUUGCAAGGACUCUACAGGUACAUACCUGAGCGUUGACAAAAAAAAUGGUUUUGAGACACAAGGUGGUUACGCCUCGCGCAUAAGAGCCAAUUCUGGUUUUGUCUUCAGAAUUCCAGACGGACUAGAUUCCAACAUCGUAGCUCCUUUGAUGUGUGGAGGCAUUACAGGCUUCAAACCCUUGCUAACAGGCGGUGUGAAGGAGGGAAGCAAGGUUGGAGUGGUUGGAGUUGGAGGCAUUGGGCACAUGACGAUUCUGUUUGCCAAGGCCCUGGGUGCUGAAGUGACAGCGAUUUCGAGAUCUGACCGUAAGAAAGAGGACGCCGAGAAGUUGGGUGCUGACCACUUUGUGGCUACUGCAGACAAAGAAUCCUUGAAAAGCCACGCCGAAACGCUUGAUCUGAUUGUCAUGACAGCUUCAUCGUUCUCUGAAAGCGACAUUGACCAAACCUUAUCCUUGCUAGUGGCAGGUGGCCGUGCGAUUUUUAUCACAGCACCACCUUCGAACGAAAAACUCACGCUCACCCCCUUCAACAUGCUUCUCAAUGAAUACCACAUUGGGGGAUCAGCAAUCGGCUCGCCUCAGGAUAUCGAAUACAUGUUGAAGCUUGCAGCCGAGAAGCAAAUUAAGCCUUGGGUACAGACGGUUGAUAUCAAUGAGGAGAACGUGUCUGACGUGUGGAAAAAGAUGGUAAAGGGCGAUGUCAGAUACCGUUACGUCUUAACAGGCUAUGAUAAAUAUUUCAAAUAG
Molecule: messenger RNA, 1089 nt
Organism: Lachancea dasiensis
Lineage: Eukaryota; Fungi; Ascomycota; Saccharomycetes; Saccharomycetales; Saccharomycetaceae
Source: the annotation of a GenBank genome assembly